AUGGAAGAUAUUAUCAUCGGCGUUGUGGCACUCGUCGCGGUUCUUCUCUUCUUCCUUUCUCAAAAAACGAACACCAAACGGUACAAGCUGCCUCCCGGUCCAAAGGCGCUUCCCCUGAUCGGAAACCUCCACCAGCUUCAGCAGACUAACCCACAACGUUUCUUCCAUGGAUGGGCCAAAAAUUACGGUCCGAUCUUGUCAUAUAAGAUAGGAAACAGAAUAAUGAUGGUGGUAUCUUCGGCUGAGCUAACCAAAGAGCUUCUCAAGACGCAAGAUGUCAACUUUGCUAACCGGCCUCCGCACCGUGGUCACGUGCUCAUGACCUACGGAAGAAGUGACAUGGCUAUGAACCACUACACACCGUUGUACCGGGAGAUGAGGAAGAUGGGCAUGAACCACUUGUUCUCACCCACUCGUGUGGCCACCUUUAAGCACGUGCGGGAGGAGGAGGCUAAGCAUAUGAUGGCUAAGAUCGAAAAGGCUGCGGAGAGAUCUGAACCGGUCGAUAUAAGCGAGCUUAUGUUGACCUUCACGAACACGGUUGUGUGUAGGCAAGCGUUUGGGAAGAAGUACAAUGAAGAUGGGGAAGAGAUGAAGAGAUUCAUCAAGAUUCUUUAUGGGACUCAGAGCGUUUUGGGGAAGAUUUUUUUCUCUGACUUUUUCCCGUUUAGUGGAUUUCUCGAUAAUUGGACAGGCCUCACGAAAUAUAUGAUGGACUGUUUUGAAAGACAAGACACUUACAUUCAAGAGAUUAUCGAUGAGACGUUAGAUCCCAACAGGGUCAAGCCAGAAACUGAGAGCAUGAUAGAUCUCUUGAUGGAGGUCUACAAAGAGCAACCAUUCGCCUCCAAGUUCACUAUAGGGAAUGUCAAAGGAGUGAUUUUGAAUAUAGUGGUUGCCGGAACUGACACGGCGGCUGCAGCGGUUGUGUGGGGGAUGACGUAUCUAAUGAAGUACCCUGAAGUGAGGAAGAAAGCUCAAGCAGAAGUGAGAGAUUAUGCAAGAGAGAAAGGUUUAACGUUCAUUACUGAAGACGACAUCAAGAACCUUCCUUACUUCAGAGCCUUAGUUAAAGAAACAUUAAGGAUUGAACCAGUGAUUCCUCUCCUUAUCCCUCGUUGUUGCAUUCAAGAUACCAAGAUUGCUGGUUACGAUGUCCCCGCGGGGACCACAGUCAAUGUAAAUGCGUGGGCUGUGUCUCGUGAUGAGAAGGAGUGGGGCCCGAACCCUGACGAGUUCAGGCCCGAGAGGUUUCUUGAGAAGGACGUUGACUUCAAAGGCACGGACUAUGAGUUUAUACCGUUUGGGUCAGGCCGGAGAAUGUGCCCUGGAAUGCGUCUUGGUGCGGUGAUGAUUGAGGUUCCAUACGCGAACCUUUUGCUCAACUUCGACUUCAAACUUCCUAAUGGAAUGAAACCAGAAGACAUCAACAUGGAUGUCAUGACUGGUCUUGCUAUGCACAAGGCGGUUCAUCUCAAGCUUGUUCCCGAGAAGGUGAGCAAGUGACAGAUUAUAAUAGUUCAAUAAAUCUAUUACUCUGGUCUCUGGUUAUAUAAUAGAUGUUCCUAGCGUGUAUUAUAUAUUGCUUCAUGGUUUGGUUUCUUUGUUAAGUGAAAAUCGUCUCGCUUAUAAUUUUUCUUUUAACAUCAAA
Molecule: messenger RNA, 1651 nt
Organism: Eutrema salsugineum
Lineage: Eukaryota; Viridiplantae; Streptophyta; Magnoliopsida; Brassicales; Brassicaceae
Product: cytochrome P450 83A1
Exons: 2
Coding region: 1-1506 (501 amino acids)
Molecular function (GO): heme binding; oxidoreductase activity, acting on paired donors, with incorporation or reduction of molecular oxygen; monooxygenase activity
Source: RefSeq, a predicted model, not a curated record